AGGGUCAUGGCAGCUGCGUAGAUAAAAGAAAAGUUGAUGCAAGAACACUCCUUCAUUUGGCGUGUUAUUGGUUAGUUAUGUCCUGAUGUUAAAGAUGGCGCGAACCAUGUAGUGGACUUUAAGGUAGGAAACGAAUACCCUGACAGUGGUUGUGUGGUGACUGUCAGAGUAUUGUGAAAACUGUUGACAUGCCUUUAACAUCAUGGAAAGUGACGUGAGAGUUCAUAAGAGAAAACAUAGUUCCAGUUGUCCAAAACUUCCUAUCCACAAGUGUAAAGAGAAGCUUGUACAGGCUGCCAGAGGACAUACGUUUCUGAUUGUGACGGGGGACACUGGCAGUGGGAAAACCACACAGCUGCCACAAUAUCUGUACAAUGCAGGGUUUGGAAAGCAUGGACUUAUUGGUGUUACGCAGCCACGGAGAGUAGCUACGCUAUCUGUGGCACAAAGAGUGGCAGAAGAGAUGCAUUGUGAUGUGGGAAGCACAGUUGGGUAUCAAGUACGAUUUGAUGACUGUUCCUCACAGGACACUGUGAUUAAGUACAUGACUGAUGGCUGCUUGUUGAGACACACCUUGACUGACCCUGACCUUCUUCAAUACAGUACGAUUAUUUUAGAUGAAGCUCACGAGCGAAGUUUAAGUACAGAUAUCUUGUUUGGCUUGCUGAGAAAACAGUUUCAGCUGAAACGUUCUCCAAAGAGGAAGUACCCACUGAAAGUUAUAGUUAUGUCUGCUACACUGGAUGUUGAAAAACUGACAGAGUUCUUUGGCAAUUGCCCAGUGGUCACAAUCCCUGGAAAAGUAUAUCCAAUUAAAGAGAAAUUCCACAAUCUUGUUGGCCCCAGAGACAAAGAAAGCACUGCUUAUGUCACAGAGACAGUGAAACUUGCACUGCAGACACAUUUAAAUGAGCCUUCUGGGGACAUUCUUGUUUUCCUUACAGGUCAGUCAGAGAUAGAGAGAGCCUGUGAUUUGCUCUUUCAAAAAGCUGAAUCCAUAGACUAUCGCUAUGACUUGUUUGACAGUUCCGUGGAGGGUCUGCUUAUUUUGCCUUUGUACGGGUCCAUGCCAACAGAUGAACAAAAGAGGAUAUUUUUUCCUCCUCCAGAUGGCAUCAGAAAGUGUGUUGUAUCCACAAAUAUUGCUGCAACAUCUUUGACGAUUGAAGGAAUAAGAUAUGUGGUAGACAGUGGAUUUGUAAAACAAUUUAAUCACAACCCGAGGGCUGGACUAGAUGUUUUAGAAGUUGUCCCCAUAUCAAAGAGUGAAGCUGUGCAAAGGGCUGGGAGGGCUGGUAGAACCGCUCCAGGCAAGUGUCACCGGAUUUAUAGCCAGGAGUUCUGGGACAAAUGUAUGCCUGAUCAUAUGAUCCCUGAGAUUAGGAGAACCAGUCUGACAUCUGUGAUUCUGACCCUGAAGUGCCUCGGGAUACAUGAUGUUAUCCGGUUCCCAUAUCUGGACCAGCCUGAAGAGAGAUUCAUAUUAGAAGCACUCAAGAAGCUCUAUCAGUGUAGUGCAAUUGACAGAAGUGGCAGUGUGACACAGUUGGGUCGUUUUAUGAUUGAAUUCCCACUGGCGCCAAAUCUAGCCUGUGCAGUGAUAAAAGCAGCAUCUCUGGGAUGUGAGGAUCUUCUGCUUCCAUUGGCAGCCAUGUUAUCUGUGGAGCAUGUAUUCAUACAAUCAGGAGCUCCGCAAAAACAAAAGGAAGUUGAGGAGAGACAUGAAGAACUGUCCGAAAUAUCUGGUGGUGGCAAUGAUUUUGCUACCCUGCUCUACAUUUUUGAACAGUGCAAAUCCAGCCCAAAUCCUGCUUCAUGGUGUCACAAAAAUGCAGUGCAUUGGAGAGCUUUAAAAUCCGCAUUUAGUGUGGAAAAGCAGCUUAGAGAGAUAACAUGCAAGCUGAAAGAGAUAAAAGACUUUCCAAUAGAAAGGUUUGAUGGUCCCAGAAAUGAAUUGCUCACUAGGUGCCUUUGUGCUGGUUAUUUCUCCAAUGUAGCUAGAAGGUCUAUUGGAAGAACAUUCUGCACAAUGGAUGGCCACGGCAGUAUGGUGCACAUCCAUCCAUCAUCUUCUCUCUUUGGGAAGGAGGCUCAACUGGAAUGGAUUCUCUUUCACAAUGUUCUCGUCACAUCUAAAGUAUUUGUCAGGACUGUAUGCCCUAUCCGCUAUGAAUGGGUUAAGGAUUUGCUUCCAAAAUUACAUGAUAUCAAUGCGUAUGAAUUAAGCAGCGUGGCCAGGGAGGAGGUGACUGCUGAGGAAGUAAGCAAAUGGGAAUCCAAGAGAGAUGUAAAACCGCAAAAUGGUGGAUUACAAGCUCCUACGAAUAAGAUGCAGAAGAGAAAUGAUGAUAAUUCUAUAAUGGAAGCCAGAGCCCGUUACCUACAGAGAAAGCAACAGCAAAAAUCUGAAAAUGUAGAUAACCAGGAAAUGGAGCAAAGUUAGCAUCUAUUUAAGAAAGUAAAAUCACCCGAUAUUAACUUGCCUGCCAUAUAAAAGAAAUAAUAAUAGAAGAAGUAAUAUUUUUAUCUCUGUAAAAGAAUAAGAGAUUUUAAUGACAAGACCAGAUAGUAUGUAGAUACAUAAAAUGAUAAAGUUUUGUUAAAAGCAAUAUAUGAACCUUGUAUAUGGUAACUUUCUGUAGAGCUGUUAUAUGUUGGAGGGGCCAUAUAAAUGUCAGAAACUAUCAUUUUGCUUUAUUUUUGGACUGUAAUAGCUAGAUUUGACCAUUCUCACACCACAUUUUUAUUAUUAGUAUAAGAUUAAAACUAUGUUUUUAAAAA
Spea bombifrons (plains spadefoot toad) is the source of this 2781-nucleotide messenger RNA. RefSeq names its product DEAH-box helicase 40 (gene DHX40). Gene Ontology annotation, molecular function: RNA binding; ATP binding. NCBI's taxonomy places the organism in Eukaryota, Metazoa, Chordata, Amphibia, Anura, Pelobatidae. The record is from RefSeq and is a predicted model, not a curated record. The coding region runs from base 203 to 2443 and encodes 746 amino acids. Gene Ontology annotation, cellular component: intracellular anatomical structure. The transcript is spliced from 19 exons.